AUGAUCGUAGUCAAUGGCGACUUCAACUUCGCCUCGCACGAGUCCGUCUUGCUGCAUAUGCCUGCAGCGGCGGUGCGACGGAGUGCGCGGCAGCACCACGCCCGCGCACCGCAGUGGCGGGCGGCCCUCGCCCCGCUGCUGGAGAUCGAGUGUGACGCCCCAACGCACUAUGGGCGUGCUGGAAAUGCAGAAGCCUCCACCGAUCGAUUAUAUUGCUCGCGUUCGGGUUGGCAGAUGUGUCAGCUGGUGGUUCAGACGUCGACUGUCGAUUUUGCUGCGUUAGUGUCGGACAAGCUCGUGUCGGAUCACGCCGCGGUGGUGGCUUCUUUCGCCCCCAGGGCCCCCAGGGUGCAGGAUGAGCGAGCUAUCCCCAAGCACAUCUUUAACGAGCCAGCGUUCAAGCAGCGCCUCGAGGGUCUCAUCGCAGCCUCCGGCUGGUUCCAGAUGCCCCCGCCCGUCAAGCUCGAACAUUACGAAAAGCUGAUGAAGAUCGCCUCGGCCGAAGAAUCACACCCCCUCGCUGGUGACAUGAUUGUUGCGCGGGCUGGCAAGGUUGAGCCCGCCCACCCGCCCUCGUUCCAGUCCUGGGUCGACCAGGUCCAGUCCGCUGCGGCGUCCACGGCCAAG
Messenger RNA from Prorocentrum cordatum, 627 nucleotides. The record is from the annotation of a GenBank genome assembly. NCBI's taxonomy places the organism in Eukaryota, Dinophyceae, Prorocentrales, Prorocentraceae.